Molecule: messenger RNA, 6737 nt
Organism: Symbiodinium sp. CCMP2456
Lineage: Eukaryota; Dinophyceae; Suessiales; Symbiodiniaceae
Source: the annotation of a GenBank genome assembly
AUGGGAUACAGGGCCUUCUACGCAAGCAAGGGCCCCACCUGGCAGCGAAACGGACGACGGCGCGGUCAGUCUGCUCGGCACUUUGGUGGCGUCCUCUUAGCAGUUCGGGAUGAUGUACGUGCAACUGUCGGCGCGAAGCACGUCGGCGACGAUGGCGAGUAUGUGGCGAUGGACCUCGCUACCAUGCUCACGAAGCCACAGCCGCAUCGCGCGAUGCUCCGCGCCAAAGCGGGAAAGGGCCAUGGCCAGGAUCCCGCUGCAUGGGACUCAGGAGGAGGGACAAAAGCUCCGGGCAUUGCCGCCGCUGCUGCUAAGCGGAAAAUCAUUGCCGAAGAAAGCAUUGACACUGAUUACAUCCGGGUGAGCAAUCAGAAAGAAGCGCAUCUUUGGGGGCCUGAUGAGGAGGAAGUGCGCAAUCAUGAGAUCAGCAUUCUCGGGAAGGCGAAGCUACUGGAGAAGGGGGAGGAGAUACAGACGCAAGGUUGGGAGAGGCGGGGGGGCUUUGUGGUCUUCUACCUCAAGAUUCCUAAGGGUGAUGGGGACAAGUACCUCAACAAAUCCGGCUUGGAGAAACCCAUUUUCAUUUCCAAGCUGGUGAAGGAUGUGGUCAAGCAGUGCCCGGUGAAGUGGAUCACCGCCGAGGAGGGCGAAUCUGCCUACGAGUACUUCGAGAGGGCAAGGAAAGAGGCCAAAAACAAGAACACUACUCUAUCUUUCCGCAGAGGUGGCGGCAAUUACUUGGGAGUCCGUGUCGAUGUUGAGGAAGCGGGAGUGUGUCACUCCUGGGUCCUAUGGGAGGUUACGCUCCUCUCCAGAAGGGUUGUUCGCAAGACGAAGGCCGUCUGGACGCUUAGAGCUAAGAGUUGCCCCAAAGAUGAUUACUUCGAGAGCAAGUUUGAUGAUUGCACCCUGGUUGCUGUCGUCAAUGCAACACGUGCAAGUGGAGGCAAGACCACGCAUCGCUACGACAACAGUGCUAUGACUCGAUUGAAUCCCAAUAAAGCCGCUGCCGCUACCGCCUCAACUCCUGAGGUUGCUGCCACGCAAGUUGACGCUUUGUCCAUGGAUGUUGAGGCCAAGGCCGAUGAAAAGGGAGGAGAAGAGCAAAAGAAGAACCUCAAGCAUGGUGCUUCGCCUGCUAAAGAUGCCAAGCCCAAGCGCGCCAAAAAGGAUUCGUCGUGUGACAACCUGCCCGAACAUAUGACUGUGGUCGCCCUGAUGACAAAAAGGAGCUGCCUUUUUGAAGCCGCGGCCAUCGGUCUCAACAGAGCUUUGUCUCGGCGCAGCAGUCCGCUCACUCAUCGUACAUUUCGGGCUACUGUGGCGGACCAGCUGAAAAAGUACGAACGCAAGUUUCGCUGCCUUGUGAAUACCUCCUGGGGCGACUUAGCUCCUCGGUGGCAGCGGAGCCUCUCGACUUGGGCGUCGAGCGGCGACAAAAUUCAAACGAGCCGAGUAAAGCGGGUUGCGGUAGCCUGCUUGCUCAAUGCAGUGAUCAGCUUCUUCCUGAUCAGACAACCUGAUGGACCGAUGAGUCCCAAGAAUUGCGGCGGCGCCCGGCCGGGGCUGAGAGCUGCAAUGCGCAGGCAUAUUGCUGGCCUCGACGUCGGGAACACUUCCCAGCAAGCUAGGGCCCAGGCAGCGCGGCCAACCGAGCCCAGCUUCUGCAGACCGGUCUCGCGCGAAGACCAUGCAGGCUCGGACUGGACCAUGGUCGAGGGCAGGCGGAAGCAAGGCGCGGCAGUGCAGCAGUGGAACGUCGAUCCGUUGGUGGGUGGGCUGCUGGGUCUCGGGGUGGUUAAGCGCCGCCUCGCAGAUGGCAUGCCUCUCGGGGGUCACCUUGUGGUGUCCAACGACCAAGCAGAGCUCGACACUAUAGGUUCUCUGGCUCGAUCUCAUGAGUUGAAGGAGGCCCUGAGUGUGAUUUGUCGUUUUGUGCCGACGGGAGAAGCCAAGACCAUGCAGCUCCCGUCCGUUGGUCCCAAAGGCCAAAAACAGGUGCGGUCGUGGCCAGCAGUGACGGUCAGUGCAGGCAACAGCCCGGCUCCUCAGCGGAAAGCCGUGCUGAAAGCUACCUUUGCAGCCCCGGACCGCAAGCUUGUGACUUUGAGGUUGCAGGUGCCCAAGGCCUUUUGCGAGCCGUCUCAAUGGGACCCGCUUUGCAAACAGCCCAACGACCUGGUGAGACGAUCCCUUGGCCCGGUGCACUCCCUGGGUGUGUGGCAGAAGAUCCAGUCCGGAGACAAAGACCACAGAGAGCUUGUACUCGAGUGUUACGCCAAAGUGGCCGAGGGUGACAAGGCCGCGGUGCUUGCAAGGUCGGGCUCUGGGGGUGUUCUUGUGGAGGAACUCACCCGAGACCAGCCCAAGCCCAAUGUGGAUUGGAUUCGCCCGGGCGAUGUGGAAGGCCCGGCUUAUCUCCAGCUUGUGCAGCGCCAGGCCAAGGUUGGCGGUGGCUCUUUGGCUUUUAGGCGGGGAGGUGGCGCGGCCCUCGGCAUCCGCAUCGACCCCAGCAAGGCCGGCGACCGGGUGCAAACAUGGAGAGCUCGUAAAGUUCCCCGGGAUUGGACGGAGGAGGAUCUUCGGGGCGCAUUCGAGGCUGCGACUUUCAGUGACUUUGAGGUCGUGGCUCCGGGCCGUGGCUCACUGCCGUGGCUCGUGCGUGGCAAGCUGAAGGGGGACGAAGGACUCCCGGCUUUAGUCAUUCAGACCGACCACCAUUGCAUCGAUGUUGAGCGGGCCGUAGCCAAGCGACGCCUCGAGAAUGUCAAGACGGAGCGGCUGCCGAUCGAGACCAAGCGGGCGGCUUCCGAGAAGACAGCCCCCGGACCAAGCAAGCCACCAGCGGCUCCCGACGCGGUGGGUGGCAGCGGCGGCAAUGGCAAAGCAGUGGGCAAGGUGGCACAGGCAGCGACUGGGGCUGUGGAGCCGGCUGUCGACCGGCUGCGAUCUCGUUCCCCGACACGUGCGCAGCCGGACUGGUUCGAUAUCCAUGAUUGCGGCGGGGCGGGAAGCUGCCUGUUCAAUGUUGUCGGCGCUCAUUAUGCUGUGUACAGAGACGGUCAGACCUGGAAGGAUGCAAUCAGGCUGGCAAAGGCCCGGGGAGCCACCCUCCGGUCAGAGCCCGCGGACGAGACGGAGAAAGUGAACUUGGAACAGAUGGAGGGCGGCGCUCCGCCCACCACGUGGGAGGCCUAUCUCCAAGCUUUGGAUCGACCAGGGCGGAUCGCCAUUAUCAAUUGGUGGCGCCCAAGGCCGGCAAGGAGCUUCCUCCUGAAUGGUUGGAACAGGAACCAGGCGGUGACACGCGACAGGUCCCACGGGGAGGUGGGUGGUUGCCGAGCCGCGUGGUGGUGGCUCCUGGCUGCCGCCGCGACCCCCUUCUUCCUCGGCGGCCUCUUCGAUCCAGGACACAGGGGAUUGGAUGCCACCGCGUGCGACAUCAGCCUCUUCUCGCUCAGCUUCGGUGCCAUCGGCAUCGGCGAGUUCCAAGUCCAUGGCCACACAUCGGGCGAGGGCCAGUCAGGUCAAGGGCAGCAAGCGCAAGGCUUCCAGCCUUUCGUGUAUCGCACGGAGGGGAGGAAUCUCACCCGCCGCAAGUCGGACCACAUUGCCAAGUUCCAUGCCCACCUACCUAGAUCUACUUUUGAGCGAAGGGGUGGGCAGGUGUUGGUGAAAACCCAGCCGGCGCAGGUGCUGCCCCAGCCGCACUGGAGGUGCGCGUGGUGCCACGAGGGACUUCCGAAGCUGGAGCCGGCGGUGUAUGCUAGCUCGGUCAAACGGCACCUACGCCGCUGCACUCAUGCUCCCAAGAACUCGUCUCCGGGAGCAAACGCCAUUGAGCUGGCCAAGGCACUUCGAGUCCCUCAGCUGCCCAGAUUCCUCAAGGCCAGGGCCACGGAUCCGGUCAGGGCACUUAGCGCUCUGGCCAAGAUCAUCAAGGUCUGGGAAUGCGUGCUGCGCCAGAGGACCCGUUUGCAGCGAUUGGGCCACGAUGUUCGGGUCCUUCUGCGUGGCGUGGGGAGCGAGCCUGAGCCACGCUUGUUUUUCGCAUGCUCCAGGUGCUUUGCCGUCAAGCAGCGAGUGCAUCGAUUACAAAAAUGGACACAGCGCUGUGCAUCAGAUGAUGGGUUGCAGGCUUUGCGCCAGAAGAAGAAUCUGAGGACCUUAGGCCCGAAAAGGGCCCAGCUGUUUGCACGAUUCGAUCAGAGGAGCCGUCGCAGGUUGUGCGAUGCCUGGAACAUGACAGCCGCUGAGCGCCGCCAACACCGAGCUCGCGUGUGUCUUCACACAAAGCAGUGGCCGGCCAACCAGUGGGUGCGAGAUGUAACGGCUGAUGGAGACGUGGAGCCAAGCCCGGGACCAUCGGUUUCCUCACCAGAGACUGCAGGUGACAGCCAGCAAGGGCCGGACGCUUUCCACCUCACCUACGUGAACAGCGGGGCCUUCGGAGCAGGCCGCGGCCACCUCUCGGCUACAACCUACUGGAAGGGCGGCCUCUGUGUGGCCGCUGCCCGCCAUGCGGGCGACCUCCUGGUGCUGGACUCCGAGGGCUUCCGUGUCAUGGCGGUCACCCACUUGUUCGGGGAGGCGGCGGACAGUCACAUCCCUUGCCUCGCGGUCGGGGAUUGGAACGAUACUCCGUGUGAAUCCUGGCUGCCGGCCCUUGGCCUGCAUAUGGCGGCGCCGAUGGAGCACCGUGCUUUCAUCCCUUCUCGCUGGGGCGGCGACCGUGCCCUGGACUUUGCCGCUUUCAAUGAUGACACAUGGAGGGUGCAGGCGCAGUUUGACACCCCCAAGUUUGGCGACCACAAGGUUUUGCAACUCCAGUGGCGAGCACAGUUCGAUAGAAGGCCCGCCUCGAAUUCUGGCCAACGGCGCCCUGAGGCCUGGGUGAAUGCCGACGACUGGAAAGAGCAGCUCCAGGGCUUCUUCUCCGACGUGGUGGUGGAGUGGCAUGACGACGUGGAUGUGCAGUGGCUGCAACUCGUCGAGCUGGUGGAGCAGGCUUGUGCUCGGGCCUUGGUGGCUCUUUCAGGAUCCAGUCGGGACACCAAGCGGCGGUACCGAUGCAAGGGCUCGCUACCCGCCGUCCAGCCGGUGUCAAGCCAUGGACGGGAGGCGGGCAGGCGCUGCGCUGAGAGCGGGCUGGUGCAACGAUUGUGCAAGUUCCAGGGCCGGCUGCUUGAGGCCAUCCGACACGAGGAGGUCGAUGCGGCCCUCAGUGCCCGCAUUUGGCGAGACUGGCCUCGGGAAGUUCCUGGGGCCUUCGAGCAGGCUGGCAAGGAGGCGACCAGGUGGCUCAACAAUCGUGUUUGCGCCUUACCGGCGGCCGUCGUCGACACCUUCGAGGGCCAGACUGUGACGAGCAGGACCACGCAAGAGGCGCUGCAGAUCCUGACAGACUUCUGGAGGCGCACAUGGAACAGGCCACAACCGCUGACGGUGCUCACUGACCUUGAGGACAGCUGGCGUCGCGCCGACCCGGUACCUAGGUGGGAUGCCUACCUGGACGGCAUCACGGCGGCGGAGCUACACAAGAAAGCAAAGGAGCUUCGCCGCAGCAGUGCCGGACCGGACGGUCUGGCGGGUUGCGAGGUAGCGGACUUGCCCCUGCGUUUUUGGGAGCUCUUGUGGGAGAGGCUGGAGGUCUGGAACCAACGUGACGAGUACCCACAAGUUUGGAGACAUGCGAGGACUGUUUUCUUGCCUAAGGAUGAGGCGGCCAAGCGAGGAGGUCCAGCCGAAGCGGCCAGGAUGCGGCCCAUCAGCAUCUUUGGCUGCAUUUACCGUGUGGUGGUGAGUGCUUGGAUCUCCCACGACCGCACGAGAGCCUGGCUUCAGACGGUGGCCCCGGACUGCUUCCACGGUGGGCUUCAAGGCCGCGCCGCCCAGCAUGCUCUGAGGAGACUCGAUGCGGCCUUCAACUCCGAGCGUGUCCUGGUCUCCCUGGACUUCAAGCUGUGUUUCGACCGCGUUGACCCAGACUUGGCCCUCCGCAACCUUGCUGUACGGUGCCCUUGCCCGACUUGUGAGUUUGCUGCGCUGGACCUGGAAGGGUGCCGGCUCUUGAGAUCCAACGGGAGCUGGGCGACCGUGCUGCGCAGUCGAUCUUCAUUGACGACAGAUCUUUGGUGCUGGACCACGGCGGGUGAGGAGAACACCGGCAAGGUUCGGUAUGUCACGCGAAGCCCGCACCAACAGCAGGCGCUCGUGCACUUGGGCAUCGACCCGAGCGAGGAGGCCGUGAUCUUGGGGACAGUUUUGUUGCCCCAACUUGCUUGGGGGAACUGGUGGACGCCCAGCCCAGACCGUGACAUGGCUAAGGUCACCACUCAGGCUGGAUUGCGGCGUGGGCUUCACGUCCUUCGGGAACGCUGGCGUCGCCGUCAGUUUGACUUGUUCCUCAAGCUGGACAGGCACGAGGCACGUGAGAUCGCGGCUUUUGACCGUGUGGGCUACGACGCUGCUAGGGUCAAGAGUGCUUCGGUUCUCUACAAGGACGUCAACACAGAGGCCAGGGGAGUGAUGCUCUCGGGCGGCAAGAGUGGGGAACACUAUGCUUGCAUGAGACAGGGCAAACCACCGGUGGGCACUCACUGGUGUGCGACAUGCAGUCUGUGCAAUGCUUCGGUGCUGCCUUCCUGGCACCACGCGGCUUGGCACUGCACUGCCUUUGCCGCCACCAGGCCGGCAGUUGCGGGCGACGCAGCCGCCUGGGCUGGCCUAUGCCACAG